GCAGAGCCUGUUAAUAACUUAAAUGAAGCAGAGCAAAACCCCAAAGAUGUUCAGUCCAACCAUUCCUUGCAAAAUGCUCCCUUAAGAUGUUGCAAGGAUACAAGUGACCAGAAUAAGGAGGAAACUGGGGAAGUAUCGCUGAAGAAUGAAUUCAGAUUAGAUUCAUUAGAAGAUGUGAGUGAUGAUGAUUUAACGGGAAGUGAGAAGUCAGAAGCAAGAGUCGAAAAGUUGGGUUCUUCUGUUAGUUCUCAUUUACUCUGUGACACUCCAGACGGUAAACCUGCCACCUCUGAAAAGGAAGAUGAUGAAAAGCUGGCUGCUUCAAGUAUUCCUUCUGCUGAUGUAAAAGAUUCUGUGUUUCAGAUGGAAUCCACAGUUUCUCCAUCAAGCGGUCAGGACCAUUUGCCUGUGGAUUUGAAAACCUCCUCACAGGUUGGAGAAGGGAAUGAAGAGCAUGUCAAGUCACAUGAACACUUUGAAAUGGAAGGUUUUGAAACUCCUUCAGAUCAUGAGCUGCAAAAAGGAGGAAGCCAGUCACUAGGCCUCCUUCUUCCUGAUUUAAGCAAACUUGGCCUCCCUGCCUCUCUGCAAAGAGACCUGACACGACAUAUUAGUCUGAAGAGCAAAGUUGGGACACAUCUUCCAGAGCCCAAUCUCAAUAACGCCCGGCGCAUUCGGAAUGUGAGUGGCCAUCGGAGAAGUGAGACUGAGAAGGAGUCAGGGCUUAAACCCACCCUCAGGCAGAUUCUUAGCGCUUCGCGGCGAAAUGUAAACUGGGAUCAAGUCAUCCAGCAGGUAACCAAGAAGAAACAGGAACUUGGCAAAGGUUUACCAAGGUUUGGCAUCGAAAUGGUGCCUCUUGUUCAAAAUGAGCAAGAGGAUCUAGAACUUGGUGAAGAAUCUGAUUUGGCUACUCUGGAAGGAUUCCAGUGGGAAGGGAUUUCCUUAGCAGUGCCUGGCUCAGCCAGAAAACGUAGCUUUUCUGAAAGCAGUGUCAUUGCAGACAGAAAUCCUGCUGCUUAUAGCUUCUUCAGUGAGCAAGCCAAAACAAAAGAAAGUGGGCAAAGGCAAAUAAUUGCAGCCAGCCACUCACAUCACGUAACACCUGGGUAUGAGGCAAGCGCUGAUAUUGAGGUUGACUUGAAACGAGAGACAUCUUCUCUUCCUUUGUCACCAUUUAUGUCUGAAAAAACUGAGACUAGAGGAAGGAGACACAGCCUACAGGCCGCCUCUGUGAUCACAGGCCUCACAAAACAAGACCAGGAGAGCCCAGAGAAGAGGACACCUCUGCUUGAAAAACAAAAUGUGCUAGAAAUCUCAGAAGAAAAUCGUCCAGCUUCAAAUAAUGUUUCACUUCCUGCAGUGUCUAAUAACAUAGAUGCAGCUACAGACAGUAGCUGCACAUCUGGUACUGAGCAGAAUGACAGCCAAGGAAUUGGAAAGAAACGGAGAGCAACUGGAGAAGGAUCUUCUCCUGAAAUCCCUAGUCUAGAAAGAAAGAAUAAAAGAAGAAAAAUCAAAGGUAAGAAAGAACGUUCUCAGGUAGACCAGUUGUUGGCUAUUUCGCUGAAGGAAGAAGAGUUAAGCAAGUCCCUGCACAGUGUGGACAGCAGUCUCUUGCAGGCUAGGGCUGCCCUGCAGGCUGCGUAUGUUGAGGUUCAACGGUUCCUUGUAUUAAAGCAACAGAUAACCAUGGAAAUGAGCACACUGAGAAGUCAGAGAAUCCAGAUCUUGCAGGGACUACAAGAAACAUAUGAACCUUCUGAACUGUCAGAGCAACUUUCCUGCAGUGUCAUAAGUGAGAGAAGAAAUAGCACAUCUCAGGUGGCAGCUGACUUAAUUCCUACAGGCUCCUUCCUGCCCCUUUUCGACACUUUGUCUUCUUCUGUACCUCCACUGGGAUCUUCUGUUCAUGUAAAUGUGCCGGCACUGUUCCAGUCUUCUGACAUCACACCAACGCAAGAACAAAUUAAACGUGAACCCGUGUCUCCGAAAGGAUCAGAAGAAAAUGUGAAUUCUGUACUCGAGAGCUCUCUCUGCAACCAAAGCAGGGAAGUUCUGUUUUCUUCAGAAGAGACCAACCAGAAAACUCCAGUGUAUCCAGUUAUCUCUGCAACCAUAUCCCUGUCAGAGCUGACCGCUUGUUUCCAACACACUAAUCAAGAUGUUCACAAGCCUUCUGCGAACACAGGGAAGGCUGGACUUCCUGAGAGCCCUUCUCCUCAUUCACUGUCUGUUUUCAGCAAGAGAGAAGCAAAUGAUGCAGUGACUGAAAGCUUUUCACUGGAUCAGCACAGCACCUCUCUUCCAAAGCAUUCAGUCCUCCUAGAAAUGCAAGUGGAUAAAACCCUCAAAUUGUCGGCAGAACCAUCCAAGCAACAGGCGGCAACUACUGUAGUCCCAGCAGAAAAAGGGAACAGGAGGAGGAGAAAGUUAAGGAAGAAGAAAACUCUCAGGGCAACCCAUGUGCCAGAGAACAGUGAUACAGAACAGGAUAUAACUGACUCUAAGCCUGUCCGGAAAGUCAAGGGUGGAAAGGUUCCUAAAGGAGAAAAAGUUACUCCUCUAAGACAGGAGGAUGGAGCUACUGCUCAAACAGCAAAAAACAAGGAUGAGAAUGACAGUGAUGCAUCUCUGGAACUAGUGGAAGUUCCAGCACCCCAGUGUGAGGUGGUUGAUGUUGAUUCGUUGGAGUCUGGAGAUGAGAAACCAGACAGUCCAUCAAAGAGGGGUUCACGCAGCUCUGUGGAUCAAGCAGCCCUAGAGGUGUCUUGCUCUGGUUAUGAUGAAGUGAGCUCUACCAGUGAGAUUGGCACAAAUUAUAGGGAUGAUGGGAAAAGCAUGGCUGAGACACAGACUUGCAUAUCAUCACUAAGAGGAUCAAAGAACUCAUCAGAAGUGUCUUCGGAGCCAGGUGAGGAUGAAGAACCUACAGAGGGAAGCUUUGAGGGACACCUGGCGGCAGUGAAUGCUAUUCAGAUUUUUGGGAAUUUGUUGUAUACGUGCUCAGCAGACAAAACUGUUUGUGCCUACAAUCUGGUUAGCAGGAAGUGUGUGGCCGUCUUUGAAGGACAUACUUCAAAAGUGAACUGCCUCCUGGUCACUCAGACGAAUGGGAAAAAUGCUGCACUCUUCACUGGCUCCAGCGACCACACUAUCAACUGUUACAAUAUCAAGACCAGAGAGUGCAUGGAACAGUUGAAACUGGAAGAUCGAGUGCUCUGUUUACACAGCAGAUGGCGGAUCCUUUAUGCAGGCCUUGCAAAUGGCAGUGUGGUUACAUUCAGCAUAAAGAACAACAAGCAGCUUGAUACCUUUGAAUGCCAUGGCCCCAGAGCAGUGAGCUGUCUAGCCACAGCUCAGGAAGGAGCACGCAAGUUGUUGGUGGUGGGCUCCUAUGACUGCACCAUCAGUGUGCGAGAUGCGCGGAACGGCCUGCUUCUCAGAACUCUGGAAGGGCACAGCAAAACUAUACUCUGCAUGAAGGUUGUGAAUGAUCUGGUAUUCAGUGGCUCCAGUGAUCAGUCUGUCCAUGCCCACAACAUUCAUACUGGAGAGCUGGUGCGGAUCUAUAAAGGCCAUAACCAUGCAGUAACGGUUGUGAACAUUCUUGGGAAAGUGAUGGUGACAGCAUGUCUGGAUAAAUUUGUUCGUGUUUAUGAACUACAAUCACACGACCGCUUGCAAGUCUAUGGAGGCCACACAGAUAUGAUCAUGUGUAUGACCAUCCAUAAGAGCAUGAUUUACACUGGAUGCUAUGAUGGCAGUGUCAGAGCUGUGAGGCUUAAUCUGAUGCAGAAUUAUCGUUGCUGGUGGCAUGGAUGUUCACUGAUCUUUGGAGUUGUGGACCAUCUGAAACAACACUUGCUAACUGACCACACCAACCCAAAUUUUCAGACCCUAAAAUGUCGUUGGAAGAACUGUGAUGCUUUCUUUACUUCCAGAAAAGGUUCCAAGCAGGAUGCUGUAGGACACAUUGAAAGACAUGCUGAGGAUGACAGCAGGAUUGACUCAUGAAGCUUUUCACCUCCCACAUUGGGAAGUAAUUUUGUAUGUCAGAAUUAUUCCAAAUAACACCAAUUUCUUACUCCAGUCUUUCCUCUUUCUUUUCCCACUUGGAAUGCAACAAUAGAGUGGGGCUGAAAUGCCUUGCUACAGAGACUGCAGGUUGUGUUGCGCUCUGUAGAAAUAAGGCUGGUCAAUUAAGACUUAGCCCAAAUGGAAGACUCUUGAAAGUUUUUAAUUAAUUGACAGAUAAGAGUAUUUUCUCCUCUUGUCUGCCUUGGGUUUUUGUUGUUUGUU
Messenger RNA from Pterocles gutturalis (yellow-throated sandgrouse), 4302 nucleotides. It is a transcript of the gene ZNF106, whose product is annotated as zinc finger protein 106. Lineage: Eukaryota; Metazoa; Chordata; Aves; Pterocliformes; Pteroclidae. The record is from RefSeq and is a predicted model, not a curated record. Gene Ontology annotation, cellular component: membrane; cytosol. Gene Ontology annotation, molecular function: RNA binding; SH3 domain binding.